This is a messenger RNA of Pestalotiopsis fici W106-1, 1476 nucleotides long. RefSeq lists its product as uncharacterized. The record is from RefSeq and is a predicted model, not a curated record. The transcript is spliced from 4 exons. Gene Ontology annotation, molecular function: chondroitin hydrolase activity. Gene Ontology annotation, biological process: polysaccharide catabolic process. Bases 1 to 1476 code for a protein of 491 amino acids. NCBI's taxonomy places the organism in Eukaryota, Fungi, Ascomycota, Sordariomycetes, Amphisphaeriales, Sporocadaceae.
AUGCCGGCCAUCAAGCGUUCGAGUGAUGCUGUCAACGAAAAGCCUCACAAGCUUACCAAGUCAUGCCUCUUGACACCGGAGAACAAUCGGUCACCCGAUAGUGAAAAGGUUGCAAAUCUGCAUCUCGUACCUGACCAACUUCCCAAAGAUCUUAUUCAAAAGCUGUUCUCGCACAGUACAAUUGCAAAGAUAUGGGGUGUUGCUGAGGGAGGACUUCGACAGGCCAUCCCACCGCUGGUAUUUCCAGAGUACACGAAGCCCGGCCAUACAGAAUACAUAUAUCGCGAUCUGGACUUUUGGACCUCGGGCUUCUUCCCAGGGUCCCUCUACUUGCUACUUCAAAGAGAGCGAAAAUAUCGACUUCGAGAGUCGUACUCAAAUACCCCAGUCUUACAUGAAGAUCAGCUCCAAUUUGCCUGUAAAUGGUGGACCGAGAAUCUUCACCAAAAUGCCGUAUUGGGUACAACCCAUGAUCUCGGCUUCAUGAUCGCUCCGUGGGCCAAGGUAGCUUGGGAAUUGAAUCGAGACCAGAGGGCGUUUGAGACGCUCAAAUCUGCUGCCAAGACCCUGCAUGGUCGCUUUCGCCGGGAGGUCGGUCUUAUUCGUUCGUGGGAUACCUGCGUUACGAAGCGAUACCAAUUCCUCGACCCCCAGGCUGAGUUUCUCACUGUCAUUGAUAAUAUGAUGAACUUGGACCUCUUGUUCUACGUAGCCAAACACACUGGAAACGUGGAAAUGUAUGAGGCAGCCGUACAGCAUGCUCGUACCACGCAACGAACGCAUAUCCGCGAGGACUAUUCAACAGUCCACCUUGUCCAUUUCGACCCCUCCAACGGCGACAUUCGCCAACUCUUGACGAAUCAGGGAUACAAAGAUACAUCAUGCUGGACACGUGGACAGGCCUGGGCGAUCGCCGGGUUUGCGGAAACAUACCACUGGACACACGAUAAAUCCUUCCUGGAUACAGCUCGCAACUGUGCGGAUCACUUCCUGAGGCGAUUGCCAGACAGUGGCGUUCCCCCGUGGGACUUUGAUGCCGCCGAGGAGGACAAUUCGGGCAAACAGCCACCCGAUGUUAGUGCUGCUGCCAUCACCUCUUACGGCCUGCUGCUCAUUCACGAGGCACUGGUCGCAUUAGGCCAUACAUCUGAAUAUCUUGGCCACGCUCUCAGUAUCAUGGAAGGUGUAUCUACGCAUCACAUGAACAGUCCGGCAACAUUCGUCGACCGGCAACAAGCGAUACCAAUGGUUGAACGGCCGACGCAAGACAUUCAUUUGCGCCACGUUGAAAUGGGAGUGGGCGAUACGAUUCUUAACGGCGCCACCAUCAAUAAUCAUGAGUAUGCACCUCGUCAAUGGGCAAAUCACGGCUUGGUCUAUGCUGAUUACUACUUUCUUUUGUUUGGCAACAAGCUUCUACAGAUGGACGCCAGGGGACUGUUGGGAAAGUUUGCGACCUUGACGGAGCAAAAAUGA